Gastrolobium bilobum is the source of this 921-nucleotide messenger RNA. RefSeq names its product extensin-like. The transcript has a single exon. Lineage: Eukaryota; Viridiplantae; Streptophyta; Magnoliopsida; Fabales; Fabaceae. The record is from RefSeq and is a predicted model, not a curated record. Bases 288 to 701 code for a protein of 137 amino acids.
UUUUUAUUGUUAUUAUUGCACACACACCACGCAAAUCCGUUACUCUAUACACAGUGAUUUGCCAUAGAUCCAAGAUAAAUACGUUACUCUAACUAGACAUCUCUGUCCGGAACAUAUAUUUUACCAUCUUUUUUAUGGCUCCCAUGCACCUAGCAUAAGAAAUCCUUCACCUCUGUUUUUUCAACUCUCCAAAUACAUAAAUCUUAUUCUCACACAAACUAGAAUUCACACCCACACAAGCAAUCUCUGAAGUGAGAUCCUCAUUCCCAUCGAACCCAAGCACCAUCAUGUUAAUUAAAGGGCAUCAAAUUAAGGUACCAAUGGUCCUAAAUUUGAUCCUUGUUCUUUUUUAUGUCACUGCUCAAGUCAACGGCGUUGAAUCAAGGAAACUUGAUGAGACCACGAUGCCACCUGCCACAAACGGUACUGAUGAAAAGUGCACGCCGUGUGGUUACAGCUCUCCACCGCCACCACCGGCAAACCCACCGCCAUCACCACCACCGCCAUCUCCGAAGAAACCACCUUCACAGUAUUGCCCCCCACCGCCCUCAUCAUUCAUAUACAUAACCGGACCUCCGGGGAACUUGUAUCCCGUUGAUGAGAAUUUCAGUGGAGCAAGCCACCGCCACCACCACCACCGGAGUUUCGCCGCGUUCUUUCCACUUUUAGUUGGGGUGUUGAGCAUGCUUGCCUUUUGGUGAUUAUCUUGUGAAGAAGGUAAUAAUCACGAUCAUGAUCAUGAUCAAAUCAUUCUAAAAGCAAUGGAAGAAUGUUACGGUUUAUGGUUAUAAUUAGGAAUAUCAUGGUUUUACUUAGAGGAGAAUUUUGUACACAGUAAUUAGUGUUUGACAUGCUUGCUCUGUUCUUAUAUCAUGUGAUCAAUUUUUAUUCAAUAAUAAGAAUCUUCUUCCGUAAUUUACU